AUGACCACCUUAUCGGGACUAGCCUGCCUCAACUACCCGAACGCUAUAAAGCCCAUUGUUGACAACCUGCCUAGUUUCCUUAGGUUCAAAUGGGAGAAAGAAGUGGUCAAGUACGCGGAAGAGAACAACGACCUCUAUCCCACAUUCCACCAGUUCUCGGUAAUGAUUCAUAAGCAAGCUAGGUUGAAAAAUCAUCCGAACAUGGUAGCUAGUGAACACCUAAACCCCAACGACCCACGACCCAGAGAUCCAAAGAGAGAAAGACCGAAAGACAAUCGUGUGUUCAAAACAAGAGCGGAGGACAUCAACGACGAUAAAGAGUUUGGUGUUGACAAUAAGAACGAAAGGUUCUGUUCAUUUCACGAAAGAAAGGGACACGAACUCGGUGAGUGUAAAGCCUUUAGUAAAAAGACUUUGGAAGAAAGAACUGAUUGGAUUAAGAAAGCCGGUCUCUGUUUCCGAUGCCUGGUCGGGAAACAUUGAGCGAAGCAAUGUAAGGAAAACGUGAAAUGUGGGAAGUGUAAGAGCGAACGACAUCCAACAAUAUUACACAAAGAUAAGGUCGAGAAGCAAGAAAACGAGGAGAGAAAUAACGACGAGGAGCGAGUUAACGAAGAUUUACAACCGCGAUGCACUUCUGUCUGUCAGGGGAGAUUAGGAGGACUAUCUUGCAGUAAGAUCCUGCUCGUAGAUGCGUAUGCAGAAGACAGACCGGAAAACGCCCACAAGGUGUAUGCUAUAAUGGAUGAUCAAAGUAAUGCAUCAAUGAUAAGCCCAGAACUAGCAGACUUGUUAGAUAUCGAUAGCCCAAAGCAAAAAUACCUUCUUACGACAUGUAGUGGUGCUAAAGAAACAAAGUAUGGUCGGAGAGUAUCUGGGCUAUUCGUGAAGUCAAUGUGUGGCAGAAUCGCUAAGUUACCUAACCUCAUUGAGUGUGAACACGUACCACAGGACAAGACCUAG
This is a messenger RNA of Paramuricea clavata, 963 nucleotides long. The record is from the annotation of a GenBank genome assembly. NCBI's taxonomy places the organism in Eukaryota, Metazoa, Cnidaria, Anthozoa, Malacalcyonacea, Plexauridae.